AUGGCACCCAAAACUCGCCAUGGCCUCCCAGAAAUCUCUUUGUGUGAGGUUCCGCUAGAGCAGAGCCCAAGUUCCAGUCAUGAGGAGGACGUUUUUUCCGACCUGUCAGCCAGCAUCCCGAGCCUGCAACAGCUGUCAUCGGGCGCCAGAGCAGCUACUAGGGCGGAGCGAAAGAUGUCGCUCCUCACAUGCUGUAAACUUUACCCAAAGGCCAUCGCAUGGUCAGUCGUCGUGUCGUCGACAAUCAUUAUGGAAGGCUACGACACGACGCUUCUCGUCAGUUUCUUUACAUUCCCGGGCUUCAAACAGAAAUAUGGAGCCCCGGAUCCAUCUCAUCCCGGAAACUUUGAAAUUCCGUCUCAAUGGCAAUCGGGCCUGACCUCUGCAGCCGUGGUAGGCCAAAUUAUCGGGUUGUUUAUGAACGGCUUCCUUGCGGACCGGUUUGGCUAUCGCUGGACGAUACUGGUGGCGUUGCUCUCUUUGUGUUUCUUUAUAUUUUUGCCUUUCUUUGCCGUGAACGUUCAGAUGUUCUUAGCUGGCCAGGUUCUAUGCGGAAUUCCGUGGGGAAUCUUUCAGACCUUGGCCACAACGUAUGCGGCAGAGAUUAUGCCAGUUGCACUUCGGGCAUAUAUUCUGAGCAGUGUAAACAUGUGUUGGCUGAUUGGGCAACUCUGUGCCGUUGGAGUAAUUCGCAGCCAAACAGGCAAUCAAUCGGAGUGGGCGUACCGCUUGCCACUUGCCUUGCAGUGGGCCUUGGCCGUUCCGAUUAUGAUCGGAGUGUAUUUCGCACCCGAGUCCCCAGGUAUGACCUCUCCUGAAUGGAUUUCUCAGUUAUGGAAUCUUACACUACAAUUAGGAUGGCUGAUUCGCAAAGAGCGGCCCGAGGAAGCCAGAAAAACAUUGCUACGUCUUACAACGGCACACGAAGCCGGUUGCAACAUUGACGAGAUAGUCGCGAUGAUGAUACAUACCAAUGAAACAGAGAAAUAUCUGGGCAGUGGUCAAAUGACAUACUUGGACUGCUUUAAAGGGAUCAAUCUCCGACGGACGGAGAUUGCCUGCAUGAUUUGGGUCACCCAGCAAGCUUCGUUCUCCAGCUCGGGGACUUACGCAGCAUAUUUCUAUGAACAAGCUGGUCUCAGCGUUCAAAAUUCAUUCACGCUUGCCAUCGGUAUGUAUGGCAUAGCUAUAGUUGGCGUGAUCCUGUCGUGGUUAUGGAUGAGGCGAGCCGGGCGUCGUAGGAUCUACCUCAUUGGCCUCGCGGCCUCGAUGGCUAUUCUCGCGGUUGCGGGUGGCAUUGCAUUCCUACCUACAACAGAUGCUCAGUCAUGGGCUCUUGGAGGCCUGAUUACCCUCCUCACAUUCAUAUAUGACCUCAGCAUUGGGCCUAUAUGUUAUGUCCUCGUUGCAGAGAUCCCUUGCACCCGGCUGCGAGUCAAGACUGUGGUCCUGGCCCGUAUCGUUUAUAAUGUGGCUUCGAUCGUUACCAACGUUAUUACCCCACGAAUGCUGAAUCCUACAGCCUGGAAUUGGAAGGGCAAGUCGUGCUUCUUCUUUUUGGGGUUUAGCGCCGUGUGUUUCAUAUGGUGCUAUCUGCGACUCCCUGAGACAUUCGGGUUGAGUUACUUGGAAAUUGAUAUCCUGUUUGAAAAGAAGGCUAAAACUAGCAAAUUCCGAGAACUUCAACGGAACCUAGCCAGAAGAGGGUAUUUCAGUGUCCCAGAUGAGCUUCAAAAACAGCCUGCCGUGUGGUGA
Molecule: messenger RNA, 1755 nt
Organism: Penicillium egyptiacum
Lineage: Eukaryota; Fungi; Ascomycota; Eurotiomycetes; Eurotiales; Aspergillaceae
Source: the annotation of a GenBank genome assembly